Phoenix dactylifera (date palm) is the source of this 1405-nucleotide messenger RNA. NCBI's taxonomy places the organism in Eukaryota, Viridiplantae, Streptophyta, Magnoliopsida, Arecales, Arecaceae. The record is from RefSeq and is a predicted model, not a curated record.
UCCACUCGGAUGCUCUCGGAGACCGCCGCAAAGAACCGCCUCGGAGAUGCCGGCGCGAUGCCGUAUCGCUUUCUGGGCUCUCGCCGCAUCGCUUCUGUGCUUCGAGCCGGUCCUUUCCCUCGCGGGAGGAGCGUGCGAGCUUAGCGUUCGACGCCGCAACCUUGUCUAUAACUAUAGCUUGGCGUCGUCCACCUCUAAACACCCCCACGGUGUUCUCAGCGAAGAUGGGUUUUACAAGGUAGCAGUAAAUGAGACGUUGCUCUGGUUUCAGGUUGGCCUUGUCAGGUCAUUGAUAUUCAGCUCAUCAAUUUGUAUGUGAACAGCUAUGCGAUCAGAUGAUAUUCAACCACAAUCCACCUAGAUGUUUUGGUUGCCAGGACUGUGGAGGUCCUUCACAUUGUGGCAUGAAGUGCAGUGCACUUGUGGCAAACAACAUAGGAGGUUAUCAUGUUUGCACAACUAUUGGGGGGUUACCAAAUCAGAAUAUUGCUCUCAUUGAUGAAAAUGAUCCAGAAAGGGGUGUCAUUAUUAGGAUGUCAGCUAAUAGCCUGGAAAAGAAUUGUUCACUUUCUGUUUCAGUUUUCUGUGAUUCAGUUAAAACCCAUGUACCAAAUUCACUGAACAUAUCAGGAAGCUGUGACUAUGCUACAGUGCUUAGGCAUCCAUCCGGUUGUGCUAAAGUAAUUUCUGUCAAUGGAAAUGGGCUGGGCUGGUUUGGUACCUUAAUAAUCAUAAUCUUAUGCCUUGUAGGAGGUUACAUUCUGAUUGGCACCAUUUACAGGUUUUUCUUCCUCGGAAUUCAUGGUGCAGAAGCUAUACCGAACAUGGAGUUUUGGUUCAGUUUGCCCCAAAGAGCAAGGAGUAUGCUUGGUUCCUUAGUAAGAAGAUUCCGAGGACACACUAGAGAUAGCCGAGGUUCUUAUGCUCCUAUGAACCACUGAAAAACACAUUUGGCCAACUUUCUCAUGGAGCUCUCUUGGUGGAUUACUGGAUUUACUCAUCUACGCAAACAGCCAAUUGAGAGAUCAACAAUUUCUGCAAUUGGAAGGAAUGGCUUGGUAUUUAUUAGCAGGCUCACUUGCUAUAUUGAGGUGUGCCACAGAGGCUGUCAUUGAUAGUCGAUAUUUUUGUUUUUCUGUGUCGUUUUCUUGAUUAGAGCGUUGAUAGUAUUUUUCUACCCUCAUCUGACGUAGUGUUAUCAGAAAUGAUGGGUGAUUUUUUUUUUUGUUCUUUUAGUUGAACAGUUGAUUUGUCAAUUGCCGUGUAUUUCUUCAUGGCCAUGUGUCUGCUUUAAUUCGUUUCUUUGGAAUUUAAAUCUGCCCCUGCAAGUGGAAUACCUUGUCUUGUUGGAUCUCUUACAUUAAUCAUGACUUCAUGUUGGUACUUUGGAUGAGAUUCACCUUCA